CCAAGUCACAGGUCUUCCAACAGCCUUUCGUUGACGACUCGUUUUGCCUUGGCCUCUUACCGCUUAAGCCUUUACGACUACCACCAUGAUGAAAUUGAAAUCUGUCGGUCUUGUCCUUCUUCUCACGGCAACCUUUGCCUACUCCGGUGUUGAUGGUGCCAAUGCGUGUGCAACGGCCCUCAACAGCAAAUUGCACAACGCAGACCUGAAUUCUGCCUUCAGCGCCUGCAUGUCGGAUCCAGCGGGACUUGCCGCCUUGACUGCCAUCGGAGGUAAUUCUGGCUGCGGGGGCUACAACUUCGCUGUCGGCGAUCUCAAGUGCGAAGUUGGCGCAGCUCCCUUCAUGAAAUGUGUAGCGGGAAAACUUGGUUACUUGAACGCUAAUGGCUCCAUCAACGCCACGAAGAUCUUAGCCCAGUACAAGACUUACGCCACUAGCGACCCUACCUGCAAAGUUGCUCAGUACAACUUCGCUGCGAAAAAAUGUGGCACUACCAUCAAGAACUAUGCCUUCCUGGCGAAGGCCGCUUGCAUCGCCACGGCGACGGACCAGUACACUGGGUGACCUGCGCAAUCUUGUCCUCAUUCCUCCAUCUGAUUGGCGGCUUUGAAGUGUUCGCAACAGGUGCACAAUAAUAAUUAGAGAACCACUUUCUCCAGUCUAUGAAUCCACGUGCAGUAAAAAAUGUCUAGUGGGAAGUUCAUUGUAAUUUGUGAUAUUAUAAAUUCAAUUAAACACUUCUUAAAAUUAUUAAAAUAAUUAUUAUUAUAUACAAAAGUGAAAUUGAAACACUUCUGAAGCAGUGAAACAUUUCACUUUGUACCAAUAUAUUUUGUAUCAAUAAAUUUAUAUUUGAUGCACUUGAAAUUAGUAGAAUUCGAGUGGUUCAAUAUAAUGUGGCUUGAAUAUAAGUAUAAAUAAGCGUAUGACAAAUCAUUAUACAGUAAACUUCAAUAUAAUCAGAAAUGUUUUUAGCAUUCCUUGCACUUCAAACUUAGUGACUUGUUAUUGUCCCUGGAACCUCUGCACUUUUUUUUUACUUCUUCUGAAAGGUUGAAAAAGUUUCUGAGCACUUCAACAAUGAAUUUUUAUACAGCUUGGGUGAAAUAAUUUACAAUACAUUAUGUGCAUGACUG
Messenger RNA from Hyalella azteca, 1137 nucleotides. RefSeq lists its product as uncharacterized. Gene Ontology annotation, molecular function: odorant binding. The transcript is spliced from 5 exons. Lineage: Eukaryota; Metazoa; Arthropoda; Malacostraca; Amphipoda; Hyalellidae. The record is from RefSeq and is a predicted model, not a curated record. The coding region runs from base 86 to 565 and encodes 159 amino acids.